AGGGCAGAAUGCGACAGGAUUUAACACAAGAACCCUAAAAGAAUCUGGAGCCCCAUCCAAUACAUCUAAUACACAGAGAAGUCCACAGAAAGGUGAAGACGUGGACCAUGACGAUGUGUGUGCCCAUCUAUUUCUGUUACGUUCACUACGCUAAAUAUGGUGUCAAUAUUAGACAUGACAGUGUGAUGCCAAGUGGCUCUUUUUAUUUCUUAGUAGCUGCCUGUGGCCUCUUUAAUCCAGUUAAGACCCUGAUGCUUCUCUUAAUCCAUCCAAUCUGUUGAGUCCUUCACUUAACAGCCCCACUCAACAAAUCUGGGUCAAUAGAAGUUUGCUUGUGUGCGAUGAAGAAAACGGGCAGAAUUUCGCAGCUUUAACACAGCUGCUUUAUCCGGAUCCGUUCAAGGUUUGAUCGACCUCCCUGGAUGGGAGCUCGGCGCCACAAGGAGGUCUGAGGAUUUCAGAGAAUGGAGCAUCAAGACCAGACGAAAAGCAGCCGGAGACAAUGUUCGUGCGGUCAAAGGCAGGCAGAGUUUGGUGCAAGUAUCAACCAUAAUGGCGUCGGUAGCGACGCAAAAAGCAGCAGUGCGUGGCAGGACGAACAGUCGGAUCUGUACUGCAACUUCUGGACCGAGCCUGAGCCGGCAAGUGUCAAGAACUGCAAGGGUAGAUCGUUUGCCAUGGAUGCUAGAAUAAGACUGGACAGUCUAAAGUCUGGCAGCAGUUCACCUCAGCCGUGGUAUAGCUCGGACAACGCUUUGUACUACUAUGACAGUGAAAAAGACCUCUGGGAUGGUGACGAAGACUUAGAGGAGAAGCUGUCGGCUCUGGACGUGGUGGAUAUCCUUGAAGUGGAGGGAAGCACAGAAGAUGAAGAGAGCUGGUUAUAUGAACCAUCAAACAAGCGCUCGUUUGCGGGCGGGGAGUCUGCUCUCAGAUGGUGCCGACACGUUCUGGACGACCCCAGCCCUGAGAUGGAGGCUGCGUGUCGUGGACUGAUGAACAAGCUGGAUCGAAGAUCGAGAUACUACCUCUACAGACAGGCAGCGGUCUCCGCUCACUUGCCCAGUGUCUCCUCGGGCUUCGGUCGGGACAAAACAUUGGCGAGCACAUCGCUCAGCGACUCUGACAGUUUAGACCGUGUUAAGGUGACGCACUCUGACGACUUCAUAGCGACAAACUACAAACUGCAGGAUAUAACAGACGUCCACAUCAUGGCCAGACUACAGGAAAACAGUUUAAGACAGGAAUAUAUUUCCAUGCCUGCUGCAGCUCCCUGGAGGAAAAACCCAGACACGUUGCCCUUCUAUUGGAACACCGAGGCUGACAUUGCCGACGACUUGGGAAAUAAAAACAGCGCGCCUCCGGCUUCGCCCUGCAGGCCCGGUCUGACGGCACCGAGCUCUUUCACCUGCAAGUUACCGAUGCCAGCAGCUAAGCAGGGCUGCCAAAGUCCAAAACUGAGCAAACUUCACCAACAAGUAACCCAGUUCAAGCUGCUGAGGCUCGCUCAGAAUAAAGCAUCCACGGGCAGCACAAGGUCGCCUCGGCAGACGAGCCUGCGCUCCCUCCAGGCUGUCAGGAACAGCCGGAGCUUAGAGAUUGAAGACUACCGCCCUGCUGGGCAGACCAACCACCAUCCACCAGCUUCCAGGGCAGGGUUAGGGUCCUCCGCUGCCGCAUCUCUGCGCUCCAGCAACGGGAGAUGCCCGACGAGAGACUCCUCAGACCGGAUAACGGCGGUGAAAAGGCCGCAGAGAUCUCAGUCUCUCAGUCCCAGCAGGUCGGCCCACGCUCCCAAGGGAUGCUUCCCCGUCCGUGGGCGAGUUUUUGCCUCGCCAGAGAGGCUGGCCACUGCAGCUUGGGGCAGACAUGCCUCAUCCACUCGCCGGUGAAAGAUUUCAAACAAAUGAGGAAGAACACUAAGAACAGUAUUACUUAACGUAUUUGUGAUGUGACUACAAAACUCAGUGUAUUUUAUGGGGAUAUGCGACAGAUCAGCACACAGUAGUUCAUUAUUGUUAAACAGGAAGGGAAAUUAUUUGUUUUCAAAACAAAAGUCUGAAAGUUUGGCAUGCAUUUGUGUUUACUCCAAUACCCUUUAAUCCUAUCCGGUGAAUUAAAUCCUUUAACAAACGUCCCCUGAAUAAAUGGAGAACAUGUGUGGAACUCACUGUAACUCGAGCCUUUCUCUGAAGGCCUCAGAGGUUUGUUAGAGAGCAUGAGAGAACAAACAAGCAUCAAGAAGACGUCAGACAAAUCAAGGAUACAGUCGUGGAGAAGUUUUGAAGAAGGGAUAAGGUUAGAAAAGAACAGCCCUAAUUUUCAUCGUCUCACUUAAUCCAUUAUCUAAACGUGGCAAGAAUUCUAACCUGCCAAAGCCCGUCUGUGGAUCUGAACUGAAAGGAGAGCAUUAGGAGAGAAAGGAGAGACGAAUCGGAGCGUACAGAGCUGUGAUCGAAAACUGUAAACUCUGGCAAAACAAAGGAGAUGAUUGUAGACUUUAGCAAGAGGAGAGCUCAACAUAGACCUGUCAUCAUGGACGAUGUGGAAAUCGAGGUGGUCUCCACAUACAAGUACCUGGAAGUAAGUUGGAGUGGUCGGUGCAGGCAAACAUAAAGGGGCAAAGCAGACUCUACUCCCCCAGAUGACUUAGGCCGUUUCACGUGUGUUGGGAUAUGCUUUUCCUCUUUUACCAGUCAGUCGCGGCCAGAGCUGCUGUGUUUGCGGAUGUCUGCUGGGGAAACAGCAUUACUAGCAGCGAUGGUAGAAGAAUAGACAAGUUCAUCAGGAGGUGUGCGACAGUGAUGGGGAGGGAGGCAGUCUCUAUGGAGGAACUGGUGGGGAAAAGGACUAGAGCAAUGAUGAAGUUAAUAAGGGCCAAUGGGAGCCAUCUAUUGCACAGCAUUAUGGUUGCUCAGGAAAGGAGCCAAACUGAUCUCCAUGAGAAGCAGAACGGCCACCAUUAGACAGUUUAAUGCCUCUUGAAGGACAGCGUUUUAAUAAAAUUUUUAUACUUCUUUUUUUUUUUUUUCAAAUCCAAUUUUAUGUCUUUUUUAUCCUAUUUUACACGUUUUUAUCUAUGCUAUCGGGCAGAUGAAGUUUCCCUAUCAGGGAUCAAUAAAGUAAUUAAUUAUCUAUCUAUCUAGAGAAGCAGCCAUGAGGCAGAGUAACCCUGGAGGAGCUGCAGAGAUGCACCAAAUAUCUGAGU
Fundulus heteroclitus (mummichog) is the source of this 3208-nucleotide messenger RNA. RefSeq names its product SLAIN motif-containing protein-like. Gene Ontology annotation, cellular component: microtubule plus-end. The coding region runs from base 465 to 1892 and encodes 475 amino acids. The transcript is spliced from 7 exons. Gene Ontology annotation, biological process: cytoplasmic microtubule organization; positive regulation of microtubule polymerization; microtubule nucleation. NCBI's taxonomy places the organism in Eukaryota, Metazoa, Chordata, Actinopteri, Cyprinodontiformes, Fundulidae. The record is from RefSeq and is a predicted model, not a curated record.